ACUUCAGCGCGUCUAUUGGCUUCUUCCAACUCCGAUUAUCAUUCUUUAUCAUUUUUCAGGUUUCAUAGCACGACUAGUUAUAAAAAGCAAACUGUAUUUUAAAUGAAUAUAUGCCCCCAGCAAAAUGGCGUCUUGUGUCAGUGCUGGCACCUAUUUGACAAUCACGCAGUUGGAAAUUAGACAACAUGGCGUCCGUAGUUUGGUGGGAAUGAUGGACUGGAAAAAUGUAAUCUGAGAGGCCGUGUGCAAUCUAAUUCCUGGAGAGGAACAGGAGGAAUAGCAUCUGUCAUCUGAAGAAGAGUUGUGAGUACUGUACCACUCCAAGCAAGCUUUACAGCCUAAAAUGAGCACAAUGGACCCUCCCAAUCCGCAGUACACAAAGAGUUUGAUAUGCUGGAAAAAGCGAGUUCGUUUAGAAUUUAUGCGUCUUCAGCAGCUAAAACGUUUUCAGGCAAAUUCAGCAGCCACGACUCAGUAUAUAGAAAAUUUCUCAAAAGUUCAGGAAAGGAUAAAGCUUUUAAAUGAAGAUUGGCAGAAGCUAAAGGUGCAACCGGUUCCAGUGAUGAAGCCUUCACAUGGACACCCUUUUUUAAAAAAGUGCACUAUGGAAAGUACAUUUCCUGGUUUUCCUUUCCAGAGUAUAUACAUGAGGUCUCUGAACACUGUGGCUCUAGUUCCCAUCAUGUACUCAUGGUCUCCCUUGCAGCAAAACUUCAUGGUGGAAGAUGAGACUGUCCUAUGCAACAUACCCUACAUGGGAGAUGAGGUGAAAGAGGAGGAUGAAACUUUUAUUGAGGAACUUAUUAAUAAUUAUGAUGGAAAAGUACAUGGGGAAGAAGAGAUGGAUGUACCUUCUGCCAUCCUGACAAAUCCACGUUUACAUGACCGUGAGCGAGUGUUCAGGUAUGGCCACUCCUUUUCUGCUGGAAGAAACAGCACCAUGAAAACAGGUUCUGGUCUCCUGGAUGAUGCAUCUUUCCUGGAGUUGAUGGAAGCUCUUCUUCAGUAUGCAGAUGAAGAAGACAUUGAGCAGAAUGACCCUGUGGAGUGCAAGGAGGAGGAAGCGAAGGGGGAUGGGCCUAUGACACGAAAGAGGAAACGAAUUGCAGCAGAAGAUGAGUCACAGACAAGCCUGGGCAGUAACGCUACCCUCUUAACAGUACCACAAGAAAUGGAAAGAGAAGGGGAGGAUAGGUCUACAGCUCAAAGCAAAACACGAGACAAGAGCCUCUGCAAAAGCCACAUGCCAAAUGAUCUCAUCUUUAAUGCUGUAUCUGCUGUAUUUCCAGAACGAGGUUUUCCAGAGGAAGUAAAAGAAAGGUACAGGGAGUUGACAGAAGCUUCAGAUCCCAAUGCUCUACCACCUCAAUGCACUCCUAACAUUGAUGGCCCUUGUGCCAAAUCUGUGCAGAGGGAACAAUCACUGCACUCCUUCCACACACUUUUUUGCCGACGGUGUUUUAAAUAUGACUGCUUCCUACAUCCCUUUCAUGCAAGUCCUAAUGUUUACCGAAGGCGGAAUCGAGAAAUCAAAAUAGAGACCGAACCUUGUGGAGCUCACUGCUUCUUGUGGCUGGAUGGGGCCAAAGAGUAUGCUAUGAUGAACAAUCCUAGAUCCAAGUGCUUAGGAAGACGCAGAAGGAAAAACACUUCAGUCAGUGCAUCCUGUGCAAGUACUUCAUCAUCCACAGUUUCAGAAACAAGAGAAGGUGAUAGUGAUAGGGAAACCAGCAACGAAUGCGCUUCCAGUUCUUCAGAGGCAAAUUCACGUUGCCAGACCCCAACCAGGCAAAGGCAGAGCAGUGUAAGUGGUGAACUUCCAGAUGUAUCCGAACCCACUGAACCUGUAGAAUGGUCUGGAGCAGAGGAAUCUCUCUUCAGAGUCUUCCAUGGAACGUUUUUCAACAACUUCUGUUUAAUAGCCCGCCUGAUGGGCACCAAGACAUGCAAACAGGUUUUCCAGUUUGCUGUAAACGACUCAAUGAUUCUUAAGGUACCUGCAAAGGAAUUAAUGAGCACGGCACAGAAGAAGAAGAGAAAACAUAGGUUGUGGGCUGCUCACUGUAGAAAGAUUCAGCUAAAGAAAGAUAAUUCUGCUAAUCAAGUGUACAACUACCAGCCAUGUGAUCACCCAGAUCAUCCUUGUGACAGCACAUGUCCUUGCAUUAUGACACAAAACUUCUGUGAAAAGUUCUGUCAGUGUAACCCAGACUGUCAAAACAGAUUUCCUGGAUGCAGAUGCAAGACCCAAUGCAACACAAAGCAGUGCCCCUGUUACCUGGCAGUGAGAGAAUGUGAUCCGGAUCUGUGUCUCACAUGUGGGGCAUCUGAACACUGGGACUCCAAGGUUGUGUCCUGCAAGAACUGCAGCAUUCAGAGAGGCCUAAAGAAGCACCUGCUCUUGGCACCAUCAGAUGUUGCUGGCUGGGGAACCUUUAUUAAAGAGUCUGUCCAGAAGAAUGAAUUUAUCUCUGAGUAUUGUGGAGAGCUGAUUUCCCAGGAUGAAGCUGAUCGGAGGGGAAAGGUUUAUGACAGAUACAUGUCAAGUUUUCUGUUCAAUCUCAACAAUGAUUUUGUUGUCGACGCUACUCGUAAAGGAAACAAAAUUCGUUUUGCAAAUCACUCAGUGAAUCCUAAUUGUUAUGCUAAAGUGGUCAUGGUGAAUGGAGACCAUCGCAUUGGUAUAUUUGCCAAAAGAGCAAUCCAGGCUGGUGAAGAAUUAUUCUUUGACUACAGAUACAGCCAGGCUGAUGCUUUGAAAUAUGUUGGCAUUGAGAGAGAGACCGACUUAACCUGACGCAUUCCUGCCUUGGUGGCUUCCUAAGCCUUGUUACUGCACAGUGUGACAAUAUUGUGUAUGUUUCAACUAGAUGUGUCUGUGUUUGACCAAAUAGUCACGUUUACUUUAAUGUCUUUGACAAGUACAGUACAUCAUAAUUUGAUAGUGUCGUCUUCCAAUGCAUUUGCUUGGAUGCACAUCAGUGCCUAAUACCAAGAAUUUGGAACCCACACAGUUAUUUUCUAGUAUUUCUGAACCUUUUUAAAGCAUUUAUACCUCUAUCUGUCCUGUCGUAGAAAAUGUUGUGAAUGUCGAGUAUGUAAAGUAACAUGGUAUGUACGUAUUAAAUAUAUACCUGUAUGUUUGCAGUAAUAUGCAUGGUUAUAUAACCAUUUGAUGUAUAAAAAGCAAUAUGGAAUAUCUAUGAUAAGAAAUAUGUAUUUGUAUUUUGAAAGCUAUCGUUUAAUCUGUAUAAUCUUGUAUGAAUGUUAUCUGUGUAUCUGUAAAACAGCUAUACUGCUUGUAAUAAUUGAACGGACGCUCCUACUGCAGGCUUCAAGCAGAAGUCUUAGGACAUUCAAAAAACAAAAAGCUUGUAUUUUAAUAUUUCUACUUAUAAUGUAGUAAUGUAUUGUAUUGUGAUAUCUGUAUACAACUGUUACUUGUAACUUAUUUGUUAUCCUUAGUCUACGCAAGUUAAUUAAAAUGACUUCACCAGUG
This is a messenger RNA of Spea bombifrons (plains spadefoot toad), 3499 nucleotides long. It is a transcript of the gene EZH1, whose product is annotated as enhancer of zeste 1 polycomb repressive complex 2 subunit. Gene Ontology annotation, molecular function: histone H3K27 methyltransferase activity; protein binding. The transcript has 24 exons. The record is from RefSeq and is a predicted model, not a curated record. Gene Ontology annotation, biological process: chromatin remodeling. Lineage: Eukaryota; Metazoa; Chordata; Amphibia; Anura; Pelobatidae. The coding region runs from base 344 to 2797 and encodes 817 amino acids.